AUGAACAACGACUAUCCAAUAUAUUUCGAAGGAGCCAAACGACCGGCUCCGGACGACCGCUACAUCUACGACCACACGCAGACCCAGGUGCCGCUGCAACCACUCCCACAACAGCCGCUCCAGCAGACCCCUAACGUGUACCCGCCGUUCGACCCGCAACAGUCGCUGCUCUUCGACCCCAGCAUCAACGGCCAAAGCCUGCAGGACCUGUACCAGGACAAGCCAGGGCUGUUCGACUACCCCAAGCCGCCGUCGCCCCCACCGGCCCACUCGGUGUCGCCACCCAAGGUGGUCAAACGACGGCGAUGUCGGGCCAUGGAGGACUCCAAGACAGUCAACAACUGGGAAGACCUGUCGCUCAAAGAGGGCUACAAGUCGUUUCUCAGCACCGCCAUGAAACUCAACAUCACCACCGGCGUGGCGUGGACGUCGCUGGACGCGGCGCUGCUGGAUAUCUGGUGCUUCAAUCAGUUUGUGCUCAAAAAAUGGGUCGAAUACAGAAACAAGGGCACCGCCAACGGAAUCAACUACCUGUGCCGCCACUGCAAGGGCUACAAAAUCCGCAUCCACAUGUUCCCCAAAGAACUCUACAAUAAGUGCACCGUCACCCAGUACUCCCCACACGACCCGGACUGCACCGCCCCGCGCCAUCCGCCGGUGGACAUGGAAGCGAGCAGCAAGACCGUCAACAAGGCCCGCGAGAACAACACUACAGCUCCGCCCUCCAAGGCCAAGCGCCCCGAACGCCUGCCGCGCUUCUCGGUGCUCUACCCAAUGUACUUUUUCAUAUACGCAGUCAGAGACAAGGAAGGCAAGGUCGUCAGCACAAAAACCCAGGAGGGAGCAAAGGUGCUCAAAAUGGCCUUCUACGGCAAAGAGGUGCUGGACGACGACCCCGGCAUGAACUCCCGAUUGGACAGAUCCGCCGGCGACAUUUUCCAUCUCUACCAGAAACUGGGCAUCCGAAACUCUUCCGAAAUGUUCGACCUGCUCAUUCCCCUGCUCGUCUAUCUGCAGUACGUGAACCGCGACUCGUACUCCUCCGUCUUGGUCUCGUCCCCCGAACGCGGAGUCUACCAGAUUGGUCACGAGACCCCCAAAGAGGCGUUUGUGCUCAACCCACCAGUCGUGCGCGGGCCUCCCAAACCCUACUACCACCUGGACCCCAAGGUGCGAGCGUAUUGGGAGAGCCAGAUGGGCCCGUUGCAUUCGGACGCGGAGCUGUGCCGCUUCUACGGCUGCAACCCGCGCACUUACCAGUUCAAAAACACGUCCGUAAAGGACGGCGAGGAAAUGUACGAGCCCACGGGCGGCACUCCGACCCUCAAUCUCAAAAACUUCCAGUCCUGGGAGGAGGAAAAGGGCAAGCGGGCCAACACGCAGUUUGACGAGGACUUCUUUGAAAAGUUUCUCGCCGAGUCUUUCUCAGGCGACAAGGAGAAGCAUCUGAACCACGUCUACAGCUCGCGUGCGGGGAGACUGGACGAAACCGCGUCCGAAACAACCAUUGAGGAGUCGUUCGACAUUGCCAGACUACAACAAGUGAUCGAGUCGUAUCUCGGUAACACCAGUAAGACGGAGGACGAGAAGCUGACGGUUGAGGGACUCUUUUGUUCGACGGGAAGCGUCAAAAACUACAUUUUUGCGUCGAAAUCCGUCUUUGUCUUGGCGUCUAUGCGUCUCAAUUGUCUGUUGGACGGCUCCAAGUACACACUCUUGUCUGCGCGAAUGAUCGACGGCGACGAUGUCGUUCUCACGGUAGCGUUUGCUAUUGUGCAGACCGACGGGUACAAGCACUGGAAGUAUUUCCUGUCCAACAUGAAGGAGUGUUUCAGUGACUAUUUCCUGUCACAUCGGGCGGUCACGUUCAUGUGCACCUUCAACUCUGCACUGGAACAGGCUGCAUCCGAGGUCUUUCCCGAGGCCCAGCUCUGUGUGGGUCCUCGAGAUCUCUGUGCGCGGGUCGCAGAGUACAUUCCCGUGGAGUCUCGGUCGGACUUCAACCUCAAGUUCUGGGCAGCGGCCACAGACUACAAUCCCGACCGGGUGCUCACGGUGUACCAUCAGAUGCUCGAGUUGUUGCCCUCUAACAACGACCCCGAGUAUCUGGAGUUGGUCCGCAAGCUGCACGAGCUGCCGUGCUGGACCGACGCGUUUGCCAAGCAGCGCAAGUUUGGCACUGUCGAUCUCUUUUGCGGUCUGUCAGUCAACGAUGUGCGCAGUCUCAUGACGUAUCCAAUUUUCGUGUUUGUCUUCUGCGCACAUAGAAUCGUGGACGCUUCUCUGAUGGAGAGCAAAACCACGGGCGAGGCCGAUCCUGUGGAUGGCGAUCCACUGGGCAACGUUCUUCUGCCGGCGCCCCAUGCGCGGCUCAUGGCGAUCGCCACGUGCUCAAAGUACUACGAGGUGUCGGCCAUCAACGGAGACACGGUGGCCGUACACAAGAUGUAUAUUCCGCCGUCGCAGUUUGGUGAGUUUGCACAGGCGCAUCUGGAGGCGUUUGUGGUGGGCUCUUUGACGGCUGCGCAGCUGCGAAGAGCGGGCUUCAUCAUGCAGGACAGUGACUUUCGAGUCGACUUGGUGGAGCGAACCUGCACGUGCGGGCUGUUCCAAAACGCGUUCAUGCCGUGUUCUCACGCCUACACAGCUAUUCUGGCCAAGGGCUACUCGGUGUUUGAGUUCAUUGGACCGCACUAUUACCGGCACAAUUGCAAGCUGUGGCUCAAGCAGAGUGAUUGCACGCGGGCGGCCUUCUCGACCUUGAUGCGAGGUGUGCUGUGUUGCAAGAGAGCCAUUGCGGAGCGGUCUCAGACCAAGUUCCAGGUGCCUCCUUGGUUUGAGAUUCGGCAGAGAGGACGGCCAAAGAAUGCAGGCAAGUUGCUGCCGAGCAUCGAGGGGUUCAACAUCAGUCACUGA
Molecule: messenger RNA, 2916 nt
Organism: Yarrowia lipolytica CLIB122
Lineage: Eukaryota; Fungi; Ascomycota; Dipodascomycetes; Dipodascales
Molecular function (GO): zinc ion binding
Source: RefSeq, a predicted model, not a curated record